Trichoderma virens Gv29-8 is the source of this 1724-nucleotide messenger RNA. RefSeq lists its product as uncharacterized. Gene Ontology annotation, molecular function: protein-phosphatidylethanolamide deconjugating activity. The record is from RefSeq and is a predicted model, not a curated record. The transcript is spliced from 4 exons. NCBI's taxonomy places the organism in Eukaryota, Fungi, Ascomycota, Sordariomycetes, Hypocreales, Hypocreaceae. Bases 1 to 1356 code for a protein of 451 amino acids.
AUGGAAUCUAAUAUAAGUGUUGACCUUGGACGAUAUCAUCGGCGAAUCAUGCAAAUGUUUUGGGACCCUGAGCCAUCCAACGAUGUGAACAACGACGAACCUGUUUGGUGUCUGGGCCGUUCUUACAAGCUAGACGACCCCAAGCAUGCGACCUCCAGAACCGUAAAAAAGGCGACGAGGUCUGUUGACCAAGACGCGCCGGAGACCACUCCAACGCAAAGCCCUCCGCCCGUAUCAAAACCAUCCGCAAAUGCGCCAGAGACACCGCCGGCGUCUACCUCAAGCAGCCUCUCAUCAGCAGCAGCAGCUGGCGAGGAGCUGCCGCUGGAAAAUGGGUGGCCACCGGGAUUCUUGGAAGACAUGGCGGCAAAGUUCUGGAUGACGUACAGAUCCGGGUUUGAUCCCAUAGCCAAGUCUGUCGACCCGAGAGCAACAUCUGCGCUUUCGUUUGCCGUAAGGAUCAAGAGCACGCUCUCAGACCCCACGGGUUUCUCCUCCGACAGUGGCUGGGGCUGUAUGAUUCGUUCUGGCCAGAGUCUUCUUGCUACAACUAUUGGGAUUCUGCAGUUGGGAAGAGACUGGCGGCGCGGCAAGUGUCAACAAGAGGAGCGCCAGCUCAUCAGCAUGUUUGCCGACGACCCACGGGCGCCGUAUUCCAUCCACAACUUCGUACGCCACGGGGCCACUGCCUGUGGGAAAUUCCCGGGCGAGUGGUUUGGCCCAUCUGCUACUGCUCAGUGCAUUCAAGCCCUCACAAGCGCUUCAGGACUUCCUCUAAAAGUCUACUCACCGAACGACGGACAAGAUGUUUACGAAGAUAGUUUCAUGAAGAUCGCGAAGCCCGACGGUCAAGAUUUUCACCCAACCUUGAUCCUCAUACGCACGCGUCUCGGUAUUGACAAAAUCACGCCGAUAUAUUGGGAGCCUCUACUCGCUGCGCUCCAGAUGCCGCAGUCAGUUGGCAUUGCUGGUGGCCGCCCCUCGUCGUCUCAUUACUUCGUUGGUAGCCAAGGUAGCUACCUAUUUUACCUCGACCCUCACCACACAAGAAAAGCGAUCCCAUACCACGCCGAUGUGACCAAGUAUACGGAAGAAGACAUCGAAUCGUGCCAUACUUCCAGACUACGCCGACUCCACCUCAAAGAGAUGGACCCAAGUAUGCUGAUAGGCUUCCUUAUCCGUACUGAGAGUGACUGGUCCGAAUGGAGACAAGGCGUAGAAAGCGUCCAGGGCAAAACUAUUAUCCACGUGGCAGACCAUGAGCCUACGCUGUACAGUAGCGAAGGCAGGGAUGGUGCCGUGGAUGAAGUCGAGAUAUUGAGUGACGACGACGAUGACGAUGUGACGACAACAUGAGAUGUGUCACCGGGAGCCGCUCUUGACAAGACGCUUCCAGCGAGGGCGGAUUUAUAUCUUGAGACUUAUUCCAGCAACCCGAUCUAGUGUCACGACCCUUUACCCCAACGUCGUGUGCCGGCAUACUGAGAGACAGCGCGAUAUAGAGGUCCUAAUCUCGCAAUUACGACAUGUUAGAUGAUCAAGUCUUUAUACCUUCCUCCCACUUCCGACACUGCCAGGCUGGAUAGUGGAGGCAGCAUGACCCAAAUCACGGAUAUGUUUAAAUAGCUUCGUCUUAGAAUCAAACUCAGCUGUGCAGACAUUGCAUCGAUGCUGCGUCAAAGUUGGUUAGCAUGCCUUCAAUUUACCAAUUAAUAUUAUGUGAU